AGACGCUCGAAAACGCGCCCGUUGUGGUGUACAUAUUGCGGUAAUGAACACGCUCGCAGUCGAAAACAUGUGGAAAAGUAAUUGCUUCGCAACAAAAAAAGGGAAAAAAUAGGCAUUAUCGGAGACCGAUGCCGAUGUUACUCACCUCAUGUUUUGGCGUAGUUUUUUUAAGGGGGUCGUGGGUCGUGGUGUUCCGACUAACCUCGCCGCAGGUUCCUGACGACAGACUUUACGCCGCUGCCGCUCAACGGCAAGUCCGCAACCAAGUACCCGACGCGCAUCCUGCACGACGGCGUCCUGGAGGUGUGGUACCGGCGGGACGACACCUUCCAGCUGCCCGUCGCCUUCCUCUACUUCCAGCUCGUGUCGCCGCUGCCCAUCAAGUCACUGCAGAACGCCGUGCUGCUCGAUUUGCUGGUGACGGUCCUCAAACAGCAACUCGUGGAGGAGCUGUACCCGGCUGAGAUGGCGCUGCUCAACUACUGCGUGUACUCCAACGAGAAGGGGCUCGUGGUGCGCGUCGAGGGCUUCAGGUGCUCGCUCGCCGCCAAUGCCCCUCUCCACCCUGUGGCUGUGGUCGUGUGGAGGGCGCGGCUGGCGCGGCUCGUGGGGGAUCGAGUGUCCACACACACAGUGAAGAGGGUGGGGAGGGGUUGCACCACACCCCGCACGAGCACCCGAGUGCAGCCGGAGCUCACCCCGCCAUUGUCGCGCCCCCGUGCCGCCAGCCAGAAGCUGCCGCUGCUGCUCGAUGCCAUCUUCGCGCAGUUGUCGCGCGUCGCGGAGCACGUGGACGGCGCCCUGUUCGCCGCCAUGCAGGAGAGCCUGCGGCGCCUGUACCACAACACGUUCGUCAACCCCACCAAGCUGGCCAACGAGCUCCGCAUGUCGCUGCUGCUCCAGAUAUACUGGACGCCCGUGGACAAGUACGGCGUCAUCGCGCAGACGACCCUGGAGCAGCUCAAGAGCUUCGCCAAGGACUUCCUCCAGCGCAUGUACAUCCAGUGCCUCGUCCAGGGCAACGUGAGCAUGGAGGGCGCGCUGACCAUCUGCCGCCGCGUGGCGGACACCCUCCGGUGCCGGCCCCUCAAGGCCAAGGACUUCCCCACGCUGGCCGUGUGCCAGGCAAGAUGCUCCGCGCCCCUUACGGGGCUGGCCUCCAACGUGCCUCUGGGCGAGAGGUGCUGCCGGGUCCGCACCUUCAACCCGGACGAUAAGAACUGCAGCACCGUCAACUACUACCAGUGCGGGCGUGCCACCGUGGUCAAGUGCUGCAUGUCGGAGCUGCUGGUGCAGCUGCUGGACGAGCCCGUGUUCAACGCGCUGCGCACGCGCGAGCAGCUGGGCUACGACGUCACGUGCCAGCGCCGCACCACCUACAACACCCUCGGCUUCCUCAUCACGGUCAACUCCCAGGCGGACAAGUACACGAUGGACCACGUGGACAGCCGCAUCGAGGCCUUCCUCAGAGACUUUAGUCACGCCCUCAAGACGCAGUGCACCCGCCGAUUCAAGUUCGUGAAACGCUCUCUACGCGACGAGAAGGAGUGCGUGGACUUCGAUCUCCAGGACGAGGUGUCGCGCAACUGGAAGGAGAUCACAUCCAACACGUACAUGUUCGACCGGGCCGAGCGGGAGCGACAGUGCCUCAAGAACAUCCGGCUCAAGGACCUCCGGAAAUGGUGCGACGCUCGCCGGGACGGAGGGGCGUGCUCGUGUGCUCGUGCAGCUACUGACGGCGCCUCGCGUUGCCCGCCACACACAGGUUCCUUGCCCACCUGGGCCAGGACACGCGCCGCAAGCUGUCGGUGCAGGUGGUUGGAAAUCGCGACGGCGGAACGUCCGAAGAUGCGAGCGCGUCAGCGACGGCGGCGGCGUCCUCUGCGGCGGCGGCGGCGGCGCCGACGGCGCCACCCGUCCCCGUCCGGGGGCGGCUCUCCUUCCGGAACAAUAACAUUAUUCAGGCAAGGUCGAGUUCAAAUCAAGUACAAAAUCAUUCAUACACCCAAUCAAUGCCUAAGCAAUAAUGAAGAAUACAAAACUGAUGCUCAAAUCUUUCUCAAUCUUCUUCAUGAUGACUUUUUUUCUCAUAAUUGGACCAGAAAUGAAAAUAUGAUGAAAAGAUUCAUAGAUUGA
Molecule: messenger RNA, 2136 nt
Organism: Frankliniella occidentalis (western flower thrips)
Lineage: Eukaryota; Metazoa; Arthropoda; Insecta; Thysanoptera; Thripidae
Product: nardilysin-like
Exons: 8
Coding region: 466-2136 (556 amino acids)
Molecular function (GO): metal ion binding
Source: RefSeq, a predicted model, not a curated record